Onychostoma macrolepis is the source of this 1413-nucleotide messenger RNA. RefSeq names its product electron transfer flavoprotein subunit beta (gene etfb). The record is from RefSeq and is a predicted model, not a curated record. Lineage: Eukaryota; Metazoa; Chordata; Actinopteri; Cypriniformes; Cyprinidae. The transcript is spliced from 7 exons. Gene Ontology annotation, molecular function: electron transfer activity. Gene Ontology annotation, cellular component: cytosol. Bases 106 to 870 code for a protein of 254 amino acids.
CCGCCCCAAACGGUGUCACACCAACACCGUUCCGGCUGGAUCCUCCGGCUGAAGUUCACUAAUGCCCGCGGUGAUCCAUCAGAGAACGACAGAAGAAAAGUCACGAUGAGCGCCAGAGUUCUGGUCGGAGUUAAACGGGUCAUUGACUAUGCUGUCAAGAUACGAGUCAAGCCUGACCACACAGGAGUGGUUACAGACGGCGUCAAGCAUUCGAUGAACCCUUUCUGUGAGAUUGCGGUGGAGGAGGCCGUCAAACUCAAGGAGAAGAAGUUUGUUAAGGAGGUCGUGGCCGUCAGCUGUGGUCCUCAGCAGGUCCAGGAGACGAUCCGGACGGCUCUGGCCAUGGGUGCGGACCGUGGCAUACACGUGGAAGUGUCCGGAAAAGACUACGAGACACUUGGUCCCCUGCAGGUCUCCAAGAUUUUGGCUGCUCUCGCUAAGAAAGAGCAAGCCGAUCUGAUCAUUCUGGGUAAACAGGCCAUCGAUGAUGACUGCAAUCAAACUGGACAGAUGACAGCAGCGUUGUUGGACUGGCCGCAGGGAACCUUUGCAUCUGAGGUGAACAUAGAAGCAGACAUGCUGAAGGUGGUGAGAGAAGUCGAUGGUGGUUUGGAGACUAUUAAGAUCAAAUUGCCAGCCGUGGUGACCGCUGACCUCCGUCUCAACACUCCCAGAUACGCCACACUGCCUAACAUCAUGAAAGCGAAGAAAAAGAAGAUUGCGAAUGUGAAGCCUGCAGAUCUGGGAGUGGAUAUGAGCUCACGGCUGGAGGUGCUGAAGGUGGAUGAACCUCCUCAGAGACAAGCUGGAGUCAAAGUGGAGACGGUCGACGAUCUGGUGGGAAAACUGAAAGAGGCUGGAAGAAUAUAGAGGAAGCAGAUGCAGGAGGUGCGGUGCAAACUAACACUGAAGGUCUUUCAUCACUGGUGAUGGAGCAAACUUUGAGGCCAGUAAAGUCUGGUUCGGCCCCAUCACCAAUCCAGACCAGACCCAUGUAGAACAUGUAGUACCUGCUCCUCUGUGUGUGACUCUUUUAUGUUCAUGUGGAUGCUGAGAGACACUGCUCCAUCAACAGCCAUCCGUCCCCGCGAGGCCUCACCAGUUUUUCAGUGCAUUUCAAGACAAAGUACAUCAAUAUUGUUGGGAACAUUUUGAAUGCACUAAUAAGCCAUUAAGUUUGUUUCGUUGAUACAUUCACUCAAAAUCAGAACUGAACGGACCUUUUCUGUGAUUCCUGUCGUGUAAUUAAAAAGCUGUUAUCAGUGCAGUUUAGUUAUGUUGUUUAAAGUUUUAACAGGACAGUGUCUCUCAGCAUAACAAGAGUAAAUCACGUUACCACAAGCGCCUCUGGAUGAGUCCUGAUUGUACAGUAUCAUUUGAUGACAAUAAAAAGUUGUCUUUUUCAUAUGCAUA